Messenger RNA from Rhopalosiphum maidis (corn leaf aphid), 2118 nucleotides. RefSeq names its product protein BTG2-like. The transcript is spliced from 2 exons. Lineage: Eukaryota; Metazoa; Arthropoda; Insecta; Hemiptera; Aphididae. The record is from RefSeq and is a predicted model, not a curated record. The coding region runs from base 604 to 1437 and encodes 277 amino acids. Gene Ontology annotation, cellular component: nucleus; cytoplasm. Gene Ontology annotation, biological process: negative regulation of mitotic cell cycle; negative regulation of cell population proliferation.
UCAGUUUUACGCCGACCGCACAACAGCGAACACGCAGUCUGCCGCUGGCAGUUCUCUCACCGUCCGUCAGUCCGUCAGUCCGUCAGACCGCCUGUCAUUCUCCCCCACUUGCUCCCCCCCACCCCCUUCGCAACCCACCAACACUAGUCGACCGACCGUCACCCCCGUCGCUCGGGACGCGCUCUGUCACUCGCUAUCCGUCGUCCGUGUCGUCGUCUCCCUCUUCGGCACCACAGCCGUCACUCUUUUGUCUUUCGCCGUUGCGCGAACGCUAGAGAGAACAUAACCGAAAACCGUGCCGAGUCUCUUUCCGCGCCGGUCGUACGCCGCAACACUCUGCUGUUGCAGUGUCGUAGUCCUUUUACCUCCCCCCAAAAUAAAUAAACACUUAACACGCCGAAAUCUUUUUCGGUCCUUCCAGUAGAAGACCUCUGUUUGCUGCAACGGAUCCAACGUCGCCAGACAAGAACACCGGCUACGCAGAGUGCCGACCGAUCUUCGCUGAACCACGACUGCAACUGGUUGUGCGAUCGCGUUUUAUAUAAAUCACUUACAUUGUCGUAUAUAUAGCAAUAGAAUUGGCAGUAUCAUCGCAGCCGCACGAUGAGGGUGGAACUGGAAUCUGCCGUCAAGUUUAUCAUAUCAAUGCUGCGCGCAGGACACCGAUCGAAGUUGGUACGCAGUAAGGGUGACAAGUUCUUUCUGGAACCCGAAAUUGAGAUGCUGCAGCUUUCGCUGUUGACCGUCAUGAACCGCCAGUACAAAGAUUUCUGGUUUCCGGAGUCUCCGAACCGUGGAUCCGCAUACCGGUGCAUCAGAAUCAACAAGGAUAAGAUGGACCCGAUCAUCGCCCGCGCAGCUGAUGCGUGUGGCCUGUCGUGCCACCUGAUCCGCGCAUACUUGCCCGACGAACUUACGUUGUGGGUUGACCCAUCUGAAGUAUCCUACCGCAUUGGUGAGGAGGACGGAAGCAUUUGCGUACUGUAUGAGGGCCCGGUACAACAACCGCACGAAAUGGCCGCCACACAGCCGGGCCGACCUUCAUCGUCAUCGUCGUCUUCGUCUUCGGUGUCUACGUCCCCAGGAUCGUUGUCCUCAUCUUCGCCGCCGUUCAAUAACAGCCACAACCGCAACAGCCAUCUCCAUCUCCAGCACCAACAGCAACAGCAGCAUCUCCAGCAACAACAGCAACAACAUCAGCAACAACAGCAACAGCAACAACAGCAACAACAGCAGCAACAGCAACAACAGCAGCAACAGCAACAACAGCAACAGCAACAGCAGCAGCAAAUACAUCAGGCCGACGGCAUGUAUUCCAACUACACGUCCCCGGUUAAACCGUCGAACGUGAUCACGUUCGUGCCGCCCACAUACGGAUCUCCAGUACAAUUCGUACAUUCACCUUACCAGUCGUAUCCCGCUUUUAUUUCCAGUUAAUUUUAGAGAAAACGUAUUCACACCGAUUCAAAAGGAAAAAUGCUUAUUUGAUGUGUAUUUUUAGUGAUUAAGAAUGAAACGAAAAAAAUUAUUAAAAAGCUUAUACAUCUAGAUUUAUAUUAUUUAUUAGGUAAGUACCUAUAUAUACAUAUUUAUUUGAUAUAAUAAUAUAUAUUAUAUUAACAAUACAUAUAUAAGUAUGUGUGUUGGUAAGAUUUUAUUUGCAAACAAAAAAAUAACAUCGUAAUUUAAACACGAAGCACUCAGUAUAUUGCAUUUUAUACGAUACCCAUCCCCCUCCCAAAUAAAUCCCACCCAUGACCACCCAUUGAUUGCAGUGAUCUCACAAAUCCUUAAGAAGUAUGCUUAUAGGACGUUGAAUUAUUAUUAUCGGAUUGUGUGUGAUUCCUCUCCCUCUUGAGACACAGUUUGUGAGCAUACGUUUCACUAUAAUAAUAAUACGUACGUGUAAAGCACAAUAUGAUACUAUCAUUAUUAUGUUAUACCUAUCUAUAUGUCACCUAUACUGCAAGGAAAAAAAAAUAUCGAUAAUGGAAACCGUUCUCAAACCCCACUCCUUCCCAAUUAAUUUUUGAAAUUUGUACUGGGUGCUUACUUGAAAGCUGUCGAAUAUUAUAAGGUCCUCAAAAAAAAAAAAAAGUGAAAACAAAACAAAUAUAA